Molecule: messenger RNA, 2307 nt
Organism: Cyclocybe aegerita
Lineage: Eukaryota; Fungi; Basidiomycota; Agaricomycetes; Agaricales; Hemipholiotaceae
Source: the annotation of a GenBank genome assembly
AUGAGCAAGCUCUUUUCAGAUGACGAAGGACCGGUCGACGACGUUGUUCAGCUGACCAUAAACGAGCACUAUGCCAAAGCCUUUGAGUAUCGGAAAGAACGCGAGGAACUUGAACAAUUGGAAGCAAAAUACGGAUCUGACUACGAUCCGGGUGAAUCCUCAACUGACUCUGAGAGUGCUGAAUCCGAAGAUGAGGAUGGCGAAGAGUUGACACCGGCAGUGGAUGCUGCUAUCCUCCGUACUCUCGCGAGGAUCAAGAAGAAGGAUCCUGCUAUCUAUAACUCUCAAAAGAAUAUCUUUGGAGAGGAGCGAGAGAAAAUCGCGUCAAAACCGUCAGUAUCGUCGAAAACGAAGACCAAGUCGAAACCCGUCACCAUUCGCCAGGCCAACCUCGAAUCUAUGCUGCACGGUUCUCGGUCGCCUUCUCCCGAAGCAGACGACGGACCUCAACCACUUACCCAUGUCCAAGAGCAAGAAAAAUUGCGGAAAGAAACCAUUUCUGCAUUUCACAAUGCUGUUGGGGGCGACGAUGGCGACGAUUUCCUGAUUCCCCGUGAAAAGACCAAGGACGAACAGGAGCGCGAGGAGGAAGAGUACCGGGCCUUCUUGGAGCGUGAGGUUGGUGAUCUGCGGGAGUUAGUCAGCGUGGAUGGAGACAGGGAUGAUGACGGGGUGCAGGUGGAGGAGGGAAAAGAAGAGGAAGAGGAGAAGGAAGGAGAGCCGAAGAAAAAGAAGAAAAAGAAGAGCAAGUCAAAGGAGACUGCUGACCAGGAGGAGGGCACCUCUUCUGGGAAGCGAAAGAAAAAGAAGGCCGAGGAGGAUCAAGAAUUCUUAAUGAACUACAUCCUCAACCGUGGUUGGAUUGACCGUUCAGAAGGGCAUAUACCCACCUACAAGGAGAUCACCACACAGGACGACAACAAUAAGCGGAAAAAGAAAGGCAAGGCCAAAGCCGAGCCCUCUCUCGAAGGCGAGAACGAAGAGAUGGACACCGGCCUGCUCUCCGACUCGUCCUUCGAGUCGCUCGCAUCCCACUUCGAGGUGUCGUACAAUCACCGCUUCGAAGAGCCCGGUGCUGCCACGAUCCCGUCCUACCCGCGCAAGCUCGUGUCGACGGUGCGGCGCGAAGACACGAAACGUAAAGAGGCACGAGAGAGGAAGAAGGAGCGCAAGGAGGAAGAACUGGCGAAGAAACGAGAGGAGGUGAAGAGGCUGAAGGCGUUGAAGAUGCGCGAAGUGAAACGGAAGCUGGAGAUGAUCGGCCGGCAGGGCGGGUUGGAGAGGAAGAAAGCGGGCGAGGACAACGAGUUUGUGGACGAAGCAUUGAAGGAGUUGGAUCUUGAGGGUGAUUGGAACCCUGAUCAGCACGACCGCCAAAUGUCUGGGCUGUUCGACCGAGAGGUGGAUGGGGAUGACGACGCCAAAGUUGACGAAGAUGGAAAGCCUGUGUGGGAUGACGACAUCGACAUUGGCGACAUACCCAUGUCGGACGACGAUGCCACCUACAGUAAGAAAGAGAAGAAAGAGAGGAAAAAGGAGAAGAAGAAAAAGAAAAAGAAGGAAAAUACGGAAGAAGAUGUCGGUGUGGAUAUCGAUGCCAUGGACGCCGAUGUUCAGCCCCAGUUCGAUGACGAAGAAGAAUGGGAUGGCACGGAGGAGAUGCGGAAGCGGAAGUUGGAUGAGUACAUGGAUGAAAUCUACGGUCUUGAGUUCAACGAUAUGGUGGGCGACCUCCCAACGCGAUUCAAAUACACCUCUGUCAAACCGCAAACUUUCUCGCUGACACCCGUCGAGAUCCUCUUGGCCACCAACCAGGAGCUCAACGAGUACAUGGGCGUGAAGCGUUACGCGCCGUACCGGCAAGAUAAGGAGACGAAACACUUUACGAAGUCGAAGCAGGAGAAAUUACACGAGAUCAAGCAAAAGGUGACUGAGCGGUCUGGUGGUGUGUUUGCUGCACCCGAGGCCGAAGGAGCCGAGAAAGAGAAGAAGAAAAAGAGGAAGGGUAAGAAGGAGCGUAUGAAGGCGAAGGGUGGGCUCACAGGGGAGGAGGGCGAUGAGGCGGCUCCAGACGGCGACACCGCACCUGCAGCUGGCGCAAGCAUAGUCAACGGUUCUUCUGAACCCCAGAAAAAGGCAAAGAAGCGGAAACGAGACCACCAGGCCGGCCAUGCUGCUGAUGACGGGAAUGUACCCAGCUCCGUCAAACUCGAGACGAACGGAGCAUUGGGUGUCGACGGGAAAAGGAACAAGAAGAAAGACCCCGAAGAUGACGCUGCGCAGGAAGGAAGGGUCAUUUCGCCAUAG